AGCACCCAGUAGAUGAUUCUGUGUGGAGGUUUUAUCUGAUAACAGUGGGCUCUGCUAACCCAGGGCACAACACCAUCACUUCCCCCUCUUCUGCCAGUAGCAGGCAGUCGUACUGUGGAGCCUCUCAUAGCUAGUUAAUAUUGGAUUUUAAAAGCAUCUGACUUCUAGUUUCUUGGAUUUAAAUCCUUGAGAAUGAAGAGUAUUUACGUAGUAUGUGUGUUGAUGGUACUGACAGUAGCUGUAUCUGGUGGCAGGAGAAACAGAGGCUGUAGGUAUUCCAAGAAAGCAGCAUGGAGUGAUUGUGAUCCUGUAACAGGGAAAAAGACAAGAACACUUCAGCCAAAGCCAAACAACCACCCAGACUGCAGUUCACCCAAAGUCCAGACAAAGAAUUGCAAUGUAUGUAGGUAUGGGGCUGCAGUUGUUGGACAGUGUGACCCAGUUAACAGGACACAGGAAGUCAGAAAAGCACUGCUUCCAGGUGUACCUACAGAACUAAGUUGUGAACCCUUCAAGAUCAAGAUGAAAAGAUGCAAGCCAAAUAAAGCAAAUUUAAAGUGCCUUUAUGGCAAGCGCAUAAUUGGAGAGUGUGACAGGGCUACAAACACUAUGUUGAUCACCUUUCCACUGCUUCCAGGACAGAACCCCAGCUGUCCAGAAAAGAGCAAAACCAAGCCAUGCAAGAAACCCAAGAAUAAGUGUAAGUACGAUAAAUCUGCUGAUUGGGACAUCUCAGCUUGUCCUCAGGGAAAUGCCACUAGGACCUUGAAUUUGAAACCAGGACAGGACACAACAUUAUGUGAACCAACACGGGUAGUGUCAGUCCGAUGUAGAAAGCAUGAAAGGAAAAUGAACAGAAAGACCAAGAAGAAGGAAAAAAAGAAGCAACGUCGACAGGAGAGGCGUCGCCAGAAUCGAAAGGACGCCAGCCCAGGAUGCAAGUACACCCAGGGGGACUGGAGUGAUUGUGACAUGACAACUGACACCAUGAGCAGAACAAUGACCCUGAUCUCUGGGGAUGAUGUUUGUGAACAGACCAUCAUUGUCAGAGGCAAAUGUAGAAAGUCUUGUAAAUAUGCACGUGGGCAGUGGGGAGAUUGUAAUCCUAGUACCAAACUGAAGGAGAGAGUGGACACCCUCAAACCUUCAGUCAGUAAGGACUUCUGUGAAAGCACCAGGAAAAUACACAAAAAGUGUGGCAAAAAAGCAAAGAAAAGCAAGAAAGGUUGUGUUUACCAGUCUGGACCAUGGGGGGAAUGUAAUGUUCUGAGUGGACAGAGAACAAAGACAAAAACACUGUCGACAGGAGAUGUUAAGAAAUGUGUACUGGAGAAAACAGUGUCCAGGCCGUGUGCAGGGCCUAGAGGUCAAGAGAGGUGUUUCUUUGGACCUUGGCAAGAGUGGGAAGAGUGCCGUAAUGGUGUGCAGCGUAAACAGAGAGAGGUCCUACAGGGAGGAGAUCAUUGUCAACGCAAACGUGUUAAAACAAGAUCAUGUACUGAGAACUCUUGAUCAAACAGUAAAACAGAUUUUAUUACAAUAAAAAAACACAGCUGUGAUGUAAAAUAAGGAUGUCAGAUUUUAAUUUUAUCAUCAAAAUUAAGGAUUUACAUAAAGAAAAUAUAAUUAUAAAUUUCUGUGUUGAAAUUAAUUUUUUUUUUUUUUCGCCAGAAAAUUUCCUUUUAUAGUUUUAUUGAAAUGAGACUUUAUAAAGAAGAUGUUUUAACAUUUUAGAUAUUUGUAGAGUUUCACAAACUGUUUUCAUUGUCACUAGACCACAGACCAAAAACCAAAACAAAGUACACUGUAAAUCAUAAAAGCAUUAAUUUGAAUUCUAUUUUUUUUUUAAAUUGACAUUGAGGAUUUAUGAUUGUGUUUGUAAAUCCUGAUAUCCUAGACCAGUUGUAAAUGGAUGCUACAUCCGGAAACAUUUUCAUACCAACUAUGUGUGAUAUUUAUCAUUGGAGAAUAAAAUGUACAAUAGUUUUGUAAACAAGGCACAUCAACACAGAUGAAAAGGUCUGUAAUGGAGAAUGGCAUUUCAUUUUUUUCAGAUAACUGCAUCAACAUUUGUUUUUUGAAGUUUCCUGUGAAGAAUGUCCUUUUAAAAUUGUAUAUUUGUCAUAUUGAUUUGCUGGAGAAGCUGUUAGACUGAUGAGUGUUUUAAAGUCAUAUGCCCGGUAUAUUUUGUUUCAUUUUUUUUCCAACUGUUUCUGUCAUCAUUUUUUUUUCAUUUCACAUAAAAACAUAUUUAACAAAACUUGCAGAAAUAGUGUUUUACUGAUUAUUUUGGUCAUUGGUAUCACAUUCUUUGCAAAAAUGUUAAAAAUUAAUUUGAUUGUAAGAUUCAGGUCAUUAGAUCUUUUCACACUUAAAUAGCACAUCUGGAUAUGUUUAGAGGAUUCAGUGUGUUUAAAGGGCCUACAUGUUAACAAUUUGAAAUCUUUACUUUGAUUUUAAGGAAAAUUCCAUGUACGAAAAAUAGAGGAAUAUUUCCACUAAGGCCAGGUCUAUGACAGAUAAGUGACUAUUGUGUAUAGGUGUGUGUCAAUUCUGAUCAAAUUUAAUAUACCAAUACAUUACAAUAUUCACUUGUCGUUCCUUUAAGUUCAGUCAUCUCAUAUGGUGAUGUAAAUUAUAAACUAAAUCAAUGUAUAUGGGAAGUGUCAUGCUAUUUAAAGGAAAUUUUUCAGUUCGCAUCAGAAAGUUUCCAUUUGCUCCUGUUGCUUCUGAGGACAUUAAUAUACAAAACACAAAUACAGCUCUUUCCAAUGUCAUUCACUUGCAAAGUGUUAACUUGAGGGUUUGGCAUUUACUCUUUUCCAUGAGAGGUUGAGAUAAAGAAUCUUUCCUCUAGGAUAUCAGCUAAAGAAUCUUUCCCCUACAAGAUGAGAUGAAAAUUCUUUCCCCAAAGAGAAGAGAUAAAAGAAUCUUUCCCCUAAGAUAUAAGAUAAACAAUCUUUCUCCAAUGAGAUGAAAUAAAGAAUAUUUCUCCUAAGAUAUUGGAUAAAGAAUCUUUCCCCUAAGAGAUGUGAUAUAGAAUCUUUCCCCCUAAAAGAUGAGAUAAAGAAUUAUUCCCUCCAGGUGAUGGGAUAAAGAUUUUUUCCUCUGAAAAGUGAAACUAUUUUCCCUAAGAGAUGCGAUAUAGAAUCUUAACCCGAAGAGAAGAGAUAAAAGAAUCUUUCCCCUAAGAGAUGAGAUAAAAAAUUAUUCACUCCAAGUGAUGAGAUAAAGAUUUUUUCCUCUGAAAAGUGAAACUAUUUUACCUACAGCUGUAAGUGAAGGUUUUUUUCAGUACCCUGUUGGCCAGUCAUAAAUGUUGUGUUGAUGUUACAGUGACGGAUAAUGCUGGAUGAAUCUUUUUCAAUUAAAAAAACAAAAGAACUGCUAUAAUUACUGAGAUAUCUAUUCAACUAUUGUAUCUAUACCAUAAUAGUCAUAUGAAAAUGCAUGUAUAUGCAAAACUAUUAUCUUUAAAAUCAAACGUUUAGUUUAACCUU
Molecule: messenger RNA, 3500 nt
Organism: Ylistrum balloti
Lineage: Eukaryota; Metazoa; Mollusca; Bivalvia; Pectinida; Pectinidae
Exons: 10
Coding region: 193-1512 (439 amino acids)
Biological process (GO): mesoderm morphogenesis
Cellular component (GO): extracellular region
Molecular function (GO): heparin binding; growth factor activity
Source: RefSeq, a predicted model, not a curated record